Megalobrama amblycephala (Wuchang bream) is the source of this 3255-nucleotide messenger RNA. It is a transcript of the gene trib1, whose product is annotated as tribbles pseudokinase 1. Gene Ontology annotation, molecular function: protein kinase activity; ATP binding; mitogen-activated protein kinase kinase binding. NCBI's taxonomy places the organism in Eukaryota, Metazoa, Chordata, Actinopteri, Cypriniformes, Xenocyprididae. The transcript is spliced from 3 exons. The record is from RefSeq and is a predicted model, not a curated record. Gene Ontology annotation, cellular component: nucleus. The coding region runs from base 331 to 1374 and encodes 347 amino acids. Gene Ontology annotation, biological process: regulation of MAP kinase activity; positive regulation of proteasomal ubiquitin-dependent protein catabolic process; protein phosphorylation.
AGCCCUUCUCUCGGGCUCAGAUCUACUCACCGGGAAUAUUUCACACCACACAGCUUCAUACAGUAUCUCCUCUCUUGGGCUUCAAUGUUGUCCAAAAAGCUUCAGCGGACUAAUGCAAAAAAAAACUGAAAAACAAUGGAUAAGCGAAACUGCAAACCUAUGAUACAAACAUCUUUUUUUGCAUUUCACAUUAAUUGACGAGUAAAUAGGAUCUUUUUUGCUUUUGCAGCGCAGUGCACAGAUCCUUUUCUGGAAUAUGCUUUCGUGAAAUCCGUCGGAUCAGUCCGGUAGCUAAUAUCAGUUUCAACUAGGCUACUGUAGUUUGCAAGAAUGAGUGUGCAGUGGAUUCAUAAUCCGGUACCGGGAAGACACGGACACAAGCGCUUUGACACAGACGAGCCCGUGACCAGAUGUCCGCGUCUCAGCGAGCCUUCGGCUGAUGCUGGUCUCCUGGGUUCCUCGCCGGGAUCUCCGGUAAGCGGAGCGCCUCUGAGCGUCACCUCAGCCCAUCAGGGUCCCGCUCGCAUCGGCCAGUUCCUGCUAGUGCCACUGACCGACCGACCGGGGGUGCACAGCGCUUUAGACAUGGACACAGGAGAGGAACUGCUCUGCAAGGUGUUUGAUAUGGGCCAAUAUCAGGAGAAAAUAAGAGCCUACAGCAUGCUGUCAAGUCAUAAGAACAUUGCACAGAUCAAAGACAUAGUUCUUGGGGAAUGCAAAGCCUAUGUAUUCCAGGAGAAGGAUUUUGGCGACAUGCACACCUUUGUAAAAAGCAGCAAGAGGCUUCCUGAAGAUCUGGCUUCCAAGCUUUUCUACCAGGUGGUGUCUGCAGUGAACCACUGCCACCAGGUUGGCGUCGUUUUGGGGGACCUCAAGCUUCGCAAGUUUGUGUUCUCAGACGAGAAAAGGAGCCAUUUGAAAUUAGAGGGUCUGGAGGACUGCCAUAUUCUGUGCGGAGAGGACGACUCGAUGUUCGACACGCACGGCUGCCCUGCGUACGUGAGUCCGGAGAUUUUGAACGGCGGAGGGUGUUACUCAGGCAAGCAGGCGGAUGCGUGGAGCCUCGGCGUCAUGCUGUACACAAUUUUGGUGGGCCGUUACCCUUUCCACGACCCGGACCCCGCAACCCUGUUCUCUAAGAUUCGACGGGGCACAUAUUGCCUUCCUGAUGGGCUGUCUUUAAGGGCACGCUGCCUACUUCGCAGUCUGCUCAGAAAGGACCCCAGCGAGAGACUGACCACCGCAGAGGUGCUCAUUCACCCGUGGUUCUAUGGCAACACGCUGGACACAGGAAAUGCAGAACAGGAAGUCAACCUCAGAGAACAGACAGUGCCCCAGAUAGAAAUGGAGCAGGGUGAGGAUCUUUUCUCCUGAGGAAACCAGUAUAGCUUGAAUAUGGACCAAAACUGUUUGUUAUCUUGGUGGGUUUUUUUAUUAGUUGGUUUCUUAUACAGAUUUUGUAAUAGAUUCAGAAGUAUACACUCACUCAAAGUACUGUAUCAUCUAUGUCAGCUUUAAGGACAGUGUGCACAGCAGCCAGUGUGUUUUGAAGUUGUUUGGUGCUAGUGAACCAUUCUUGUGCUGUAUGACGUGAAUGAGACUGGGCAUUAUGGGUCACCUGAUAAAGAGAGAAUGUGAGAAGUGAGAAUGUCAGCAUGGUGACUAACCUCGGCCUAUGGGCCAAACCUGUGGCUUCACUCUUAUACUGACAAAACGAACCGUGCCGGGGUGCGUUUCCCAAAGCCAACCAUCAUCGCAAGUUCCGUCGUUACCAAUAGAAUUCAAUGGAACUUGUGACCAUAGUUGGCUAACGAUGCUUUUGGGAAAUGCUCCUCUGGUUGACUCACCCACUGAAUACUGCAGCACCAAAGGUACAAGUCUCCUUUGAUAGAAGGAGAAUGGAAUCACUCACAUACAUAUGGAGGACUAAAAGUGCCACCUAAAAAUAUAACGAAGGAACAAUUAUCAGUGUAUUAAUAAAAAAAAAAAUCAAAUUGACAAAAUAAAUAGACAUAUUUUAACAUGUUUAUUUAAUUAAUGUUUAAAAAAAUGUUUUAAAAAGUAUUUAAAAAAACAACAAUAAAUUGCUUUUAUUUUUUAUAUUUUUCUUUUCCCAUUGGCAGCCAUUGUACAUAAAAGGGGUGUGUCUUAAAAUUCAUUUGAAAAUUCAUUGGUUGCUCCCAUGUAUGCACUGUCCAAUGAUAUUUUCGAACUCAACUGACAAAUGGAUUAAAAAACAUUUGGCAAAUAUUUUUAGAAAAUCAACAGGUCAAUGCAUAUUUUCAUUUAAAAUUAUUUAUUUCAUUAAUAAUACUAGAAUAAUUAUAAUUAAUAUUUUAUUAUUAUUUAUUUAUAAUUAUGUGGUUUAUUUAAAUGCAUUUUUAUUUUCGAAUUAAAAAACUGAUAAUUGAUUUCUUCAUUUUCUUUUAGGUGGCACUUUCUCUUAUAUGCGAUACGUUAGCCUAACCUAUACAUCUCUCAGAAAUGUCAAACUGUACAGAAGGAUCGUUCAAACGUUAAAUGUCAGUUAUUGACCCUUAAUACUCUGUUUCAUACAGAUUAUUAAAUUCAGUGAAUUUCCAAUAAAUGUUCAGGAUGAGCCUCAGGACAGAAACACACAGACAGAUACAAAGUGUUCAUUCAUCCUGCUGUAUCCUGAUCUCUAAGCUUUCUAGUCACAGUUUCCUUACUUGAAUCCAAAUGAUCCUCAUAAAAGCAUAAGACUUCAGUAUGGCAGGCCAGUUCAUACUGCGGGUAAGAUAUAAGAUGACUCAACAGCUGGGCGUUGGUGUAAUGAAGAGGAAAGGGCUAUGAACCUCAGUGUGACUACGUAUGCGUAUCUUCACUCUCACUGUAAAGAAAAGAGAACAGUACUAUAACAAGCACUACUGUAAGAGUAGAGUGUCCUAGCUCUGUUUUUUUACUUCCCUCUUGUUGGGGGUUGUAUGUUACCUCUGAAUCCAAGCAUAAUGGAGAUAUGCGACGUUUAUGGUUUCUGAAAGGCUCUUUAUAAGCAAAGGCUGGAGGGUAUGCAAAAUGUCUGUCUCAUGCAUGCAGCACAUGGGGAAAGCUGACACGAGUGCACGGAGUUCUAUUGCACUGUGAAUUAUGUAUUUGUGACACAAACCCCAAGGCUUGACCAUGAGGGUUUAACAGUUAAAAUUCAUUGUACAAAUGAGCAUGUGUAAAUAUGUACAUCUUAAGUGUGUGAAAAAAAUUGUGAAAAAAAUUGAAUAAAGAUUACUCUCUUAUUUA